Capsaspora owczarzaki ATCC 30864 is the source of this 2064-nucleotide messenger RNA. RefSeq names its product protein phosphatase 2. NCBI's taxonomy places the organism in Eukaryota, Filasterea, Ministeriida, Capsasporidae. Bases 92 to 1864 code for a protein of 590 amino acids. The record is from RefSeq and is a predicted model, not a curated record. The transcript is spliced from 7 exons. Gene Ontology annotation, molecular function: protein binding; protein phosphatase regulator activity. Gene Ontology annotation, biological process: protein dephosphorylation. Gene Ontology annotation, cellular component: cytoplasm; protein phosphatase type 2A complex.
CAUUUUCACAGAUCUCUCGCCAUCUCAGAAAACCCUGCUCACUCUUCUUUAAACAAAAAAACCCCACUUGCAAAGAGAACGAACUCAAACGAUGGCUACACCGAUGGACGAAGGAGACGACUCGCUGUACCCGAUUGCGGUGCUGAUUGACGAGCUGAAGAACGACGACGUGCAGCUGCGUCUCAACUCCAUCCGCCGCCUGUCGACGAUCGGCCUUGCGCUUGGCGAGGAGCGAACGCGCGUCGAGCUCGUCCCUUUCCUCAACGACUCGAUCGACGACGAGGAUGAAGUCCUGCAGGCUCUGGCUGAAGAGCUUGGCAACUUUGUCCCGCUGGUCGGCGGCCCCGAGCACGCUCACACACUCCUGGCACCCCUCGAGAGCCUCGCUGGCGUCGAAGAGACUGCCGUGCGCGAGAAGGCCGUUCUCUCGCUCCGCAAGAUCGCCGAGAGCCUCGACGUUGCACAGCUGGACACGCACCUGGUGCCGCUCGUCCACCGCCUUGCCACGGGCGAUUGGUUUACAUCGCGCAUCUCUGCCUGCGGCCUUUUCGCCGCUGCGUACAGGCUCAACAACGAUGCCAAGAAGGCCGAGCUUCGUCAGAGCUUUGCGCAGCUGUGCAUUGACGAGACCCCGAUGGUUCGUCGCGCCGCUGCCGCCAAGUUUGGCGAGUUUGCCGGUGUCAUCGAGCCCGCCUUUGUCAAGACCGAGCUCAUGACUGCCUUCACUGCCCUUGCCCAAGACGAGCAGGACUCGGUUCGCCUUCUCGCUGUCGAGGGCGGCGUCGCCAUCGCUCGCUUGCUCACUCCUGCAGAGAAUGAGACCUUGAUCAUGCCAUCGGUUCGCGCCGCAGCCGUCGACAAGUCAUGGCGUGUGCGCUACAUGCUCGCUGACAAGCUCAUCGAUCUGCAGCGCGCCGUCGGCACUGAAAUCACCAAGGCCGACCUGCUCAACUUCUUUGUGGCUCUGCUCAAGGACAACGAGGCCGAGGUCCGCACCAUUGCCUCCCAAAAGAUCCCCGAUUUUGCCAACAACCUCGACGAGGACGUCCGCCUCAACGCUGUGCUCACCCUCAUGAUGCCGUGCGUCAAGGAGCUGUCCAACGACAACUCGCAGCACGUUCGCUCUGCUCUUGCCUCGGUGGUCAUGCUUCUCGCUCCCAUUCUCGGCCGAGACCACACCGUCGAGCACCUGCUCCCCGUCUUCCUGCAGCUCCUCAAGGACGAGUUCCCCGAAGUUCGCCUCAACAUCAUUUCCAAGCUCGACUGCGUCAACCGCGUCAUUGGCAUUGACAUGCUGUCCCAGUCCCUCCUCCCUGCGAUUGUGGAUCUUGCAGAGGACCGACAGUGGCGUGUGCGUCUCGCCAUCAUCGAGUACAUUCCUCUCCUCGCUUCCCAGCUUGGCGUCGAGUUCUUUGAUGAAAAGCUCAGCAACCUGUGCAUGACAUGGCUUGGUGACUGCGUUUUCAGCAUCCGCGAGGCUGCCACCCUCAACAUCAAGAAGCUUGUCGAUACCUUCGGCCUCGACUGGGCCCGAUCCAGCAUCAUUCCCAAGGUUUUGUCCAUGUACCGACACCCUAACUACCUUUACCGCAUGACCACUCUGUUUGCAGUGAAUCUCCUCAUCGACGUUGUCGACGUCGACUCCCUCACCCACAUGAUUCUGCCUGUUGUUUUGCCGAUGGCCAAGGACACCGUCCCCAACGUGCGCUUCAACGUUGCCAAGACCCUUGAGAAGAUUGCCAUGCGCAUCUCCAAGGAUGUUAUCGAGACUCACAUGAAGCCCGUCUUGCAAAGCUUGCAAGAAGAUGGCGAUGGUGAUGUCAAGUACUUUGCCACGCACGCUCUUGAAGCUGCUGGCGUGUAAAACCUCCAGUACCUACCCGUUGAGAAAAUUUGGAUUGCUGUUACAAUCUUUUUCCCCCCUCCUCCUCCUCCUUCUCCUAGUGUGCAUUUCACUGUCUUGUUUUCCUUCGCUGCUGACUGCCCCGUUGUCGUGUCGAGUUUUAAGUGUGUACCUUUGCUGCAUAACUAUGUUUCCAAACGACUAUUGUUGAUGUCGAUCAA